CAUUUUUGCUUUGGUCGACAAGGUCUCGACUGAUCACUUCAUCUCUCGUCGUCCUCUCAAGCGCUCAUCCGCUUGCGCGACAGCCAGAGCACAAAACGAACAUUAGAAUAAGUGAAUGUUACGGUGCAGUGUGGGUGGUGGCAAGCUGUUCACUGGACGAGGAGCGAGUAACAUCGCACAGAGAAACUCAAGCGCCAGCAGCUAGACACUUCGUUUCGUUUACCCUGUACGGGGCCCAGAGGAGCACAGCUGCGCCGUCUUUACGCACAACCAGAAGAGCUUUCUGUGAGACGGCUGUGUGUCACCACCAUGUCCGCGGCAACAGCAUCAAUAGCAGAUGUAUCCAGGACUGAUACCGCAAACAAAAAUGACCGGAAUAAGUCAGGUAAUUCCAAAGCUCAGUGCACACCCAUGCCUCAGCCAACAUUGGGCAACCACCAGAUCAUCCAGGGAAAUGGCACUAAUGUGGGUACCGUCAUAUCACUACAGUGCCCGGGGAAGCACAAACUGGUAGGUAGUGAUAUGAUGUGUGUCAUGGGCCCCAACAGCACCUACUGGACAGGAGACUCCUAUUGUCAAGCUCUGUCUCCCAAUGAUUUUGGUUACCGUGUGGCUGUGGUGGCAUCCUUUGUGAGUUCAGGCAUAAUCCUCUUCAUGUCUGUGGCCUUCAUCACCUGCUGUUUGCUUGACUGCAUCAAGGAGGAAGAAAGGAAAAAGGAGGAGAAUGACUCAGAUCCGUGGCAAUGGGAGGAGCCAACCCAGAACCAGGAGAACAACAUGUCUCGUUAUAGUCAUAAGGGCCGCAACAACAACAACAACAACACCCAGGAGAAUCUGCUUUCUCCAUGGGACACUGCUAGCCCUACCCUGUGUGACAGCAUACGAUCUUGCAGAUGUCACCAGCAUUACGCCUAUGGUCCUGCCUGCACAAACUAUGGCCCCACACCUCCCCCUGCUGCUCUUCCUGGACACGACUAUAACCAACCUCUCUUACCCCAAAUGCCAGAACCUGACCCACCUCAGUAUCCUGGCCCUCCCCUGUCCUCCUGUCAAAGUCCAAGCCCGGGCCUGGUCCAGAUCUCAGCAGGGGGAUCUGGUUUGGUGUGGCAGUAUGAAGGACAACAGAGCAGUUUAUCAGGAGCAAACCUAUUAACCGCAGAUGAGGCCCCUGGGAGGAAUAUAAACUCAAACAGGAAUAUAUACCCCAAAGAACUUUCCAUAAGGAUUAUAUCAGUGUGAGGACAGCACACAAAAUUCAUCAAUCAAGACUUUGUUUAAUAUCUAAAUCUGUUCAGCAGUGUCAGCUGUAUAGACGAGGACUGCGGGAUAUAAUAACUAUAUCAGUAUGUUUUGGUGUAUCAGCAGUGGCGAGAUGGCUCUAAAGAGACAUUCAUCUGACAGACUAAUGUGCCUUUUUAUGCAAACUGUAAUGGCACACUGCCCCCUGUCUGUAAAGAGGAGCCAGUGCAUUUUCAGGACGCCAGCCUUGGAGAGAGGUGUUCUUCGGAUGUCAAGAGAUUUGAGCUUAAAAGGAAGUUCUGCUGCUUGAGGCUAACACUUAAGGCAUCUAUUGCGAUAUAAUUAACUUUGCUGUCAGCUGAGGAGAGUGUGGGAAUCUGGGAAAAGUUCACUCUUGACACGAGAAGAGAUGUUGUAAAACACUGACGUGUGUGUAAAUAAUAAUUUUGAGAAAUGUAAAUAAAUGACAGACGUAUAAUAAUAACAAGGAGUGAUGCAUUGGAG
Messenger RNA from Pelmatolapia mariae (spotted tilapia), 1743 nucleotides. RefSeq lists its product as uncharacterized. Gene Ontology annotation, cellular component: plasma membrane. The transcript has 5 exons. Lineage: Eukaryota; Metazoa; Chordata; Actinopteri; Cichliformes; Cichlidae. The record is from RefSeq and is a predicted model, not a curated record. Bases 310 to 1239 code for a protein of 309 amino acids.